AAAAGUGAUAAAAAAAAGUGCAGAAAUCCAAAAUUUUGCGAAUCCUUGUGAACUUUUAACUCGGCGUCGGCAUGAUGUCGCCAUGAACUCGCACUUUGCGUCGUACCCGGGUGACAUCAGAGACGACUGCUACGAGCCGGAGCUGGACACGGAUCCGCUGUGCUGCUGCGAGUACUACGACCGGAACGCCGCCCGGAAUCACAUUCUUGCGUGCUGCUGUAACUGCACCGACGUUGACGAAUCCUUCGACAGAUUCAUUUCUGGCCGUCCCAUCCCGGUGGACAGGCAGCGCGGGAUGCUGCUGACGUUCCAGGACCGGAUCCGGAUCCCGUGGCGCGGCGGGGCCAAGCAGAUCACGGUGGACAAUGUGCUGCCGGUGGUGCUGCUGGUGGCGCUGCAGCUGCUCGCCGCGGUGGACUUUUACUGCAGUCUGGUGAUUUUCACCGCGAUUCCGGUGCUGCUGGCGUAUCUGAAGCGCUUCCUGGGCCGAGUGCUGCCAAAGACAAAGUUCUUCUCGCUGUGGCUGUUCUGGAGUGGAAUCUACCUGGUGAUCCUGUUUGAGUCGACGGUUCCGCUGCUGGAGCUGCUCCCCGAAGAAAACCUGGCCUUCGUCCUGCUGAUGUCGCUUUCGUUCUUUUGCUUUUACAAAACGAAUCAACGGGCCGGCCAGAACCAUGUUGGCCAACCAGUCGGGGCCGGUGGCUUCAAGGACGAGGCCAACGGUGACUCCCAGAGUGCCAUCCUCAUCUCGGACCGCGAAGACUCGGACGAAAGCGACGGCCGGCUGGCGUGCCAAGCGUGCCGCAAGUACGUGCCCCCGCGGAGCUACCACUGCAAGGUGUGCGGAACGUGCGUCGUCAAGCAGGACCACCACAGCGUCUGGCUGAACUGCUGCGUUGGCCGCUCCAACCAUCGGUUCUUCCUGGCCGGAUCGUUCUGCUCGCUGCUCGCCCUCCUGCUCUUUGCGAACCUGUCCCUCACGUCCGUGUGCCAUCCGACGCCGAUCUUUACCGUGUUUGGCGUCACGGUCAUGCUGCCGGACGAUUGCAGCGACAUUUACUUCCAGUACGACAUUGCACUCUGCUUCACCGGCGCCAUCUAUGCCCUUCUUAUGUCACUCUUCAUCUUGAUCUCACUACUGAAACAGUCCUGUCUGAUCUCCCGUGGCUUCACCGGCACCGAGUGGCAGCGGGGCGAGCAUAUCAACCGGCGGAACUGUCUCGUCAACUGGAAGAUGUUCUGCCUGGGACAAUAAGAGCACGAAAACGCAGUCGCGCCACAAUGAUUAUGAUUAUUGAGUCCUUAUUAUUAUCAUUAUUAUUAGUGUACUCGUUAUAUGAUCAUCCUUAUAUAUUGUAUCGGAUAUACAAACAAAAGCGUACGUAUUUUUAACCGUUUUAACUAAAAUAUGAUAUCAUACCAAAAAAAACUAAUAAUUAAUUCUAAAACAAUAAAAAGAAAACAAGAAGAGAAGAAAAUGUUGCCUUCGAAUUGAACACCUUUUGAAGGUAGCGUUUAAGUUGAGUUUCCUGUUUCAUGUUUUUCCCGCGAAGAAUAUUUAUUGAAUGAACGAAAUAUUCUUAACAAAAAGGCAGUUUAAAUUUAAAGUAAGUUUAAGUCAAUUUAGGUCGUAAGUAGUCAACCUUGUAAUUUCUUUGCUCCUUAAAGAAAGAAGAAAAGAAUUACAAAAAUCCCAUAAAACACUACUUAAUCGCAAAAAAAACCUAAAGUAACAAAGUAUAUCAUAAAUUCACAAAACUAAUUCCAAUGAUAGACAAACAAAAACCCAUCCUUUUGUGCGAAAAAGGAUUCAAACAAGCGCUGUUGCUCUUCAAAGCCACAGCCAGUAUGUAGACUGAUAAACGUUUUAGAUAAACGAAGAAGAAGAAGAAGAUUAUGAAUAAUAUAGUUUUCUUUUUCCUCCUUCUCACUUUCACGUAACCACUUAUCAUGAAUUACAAACAAUAUCCUAUGCUCUACGUAUCGUUAAAAGCAAAACAAAAAAAUAUUAAAACAAUUAUUAUUCUAGCACAAAUAUACGCAAUUAGGUUCUGAUUGGUGCUCAUUUAGGUGUGGAAAGCAAACCGUUUAGAGAUUUAGGUUGUUCGGUUACGGCAUCAAAUGCAAAAA
Culex pipiens pallens (northern house mosquito) is the source of this 2130-nucleotide messenger RNA. RefSeq names its product palmitoyltransferase ZDHHC23-B (gene GABPI). Gene Ontology annotation, molecular function: protein-cysteine S-palmitoyltransferase activity. Gene Ontology annotation, cellular component: endoplasmic reticulum; Golgi apparatus. NCBI's taxonomy places the organism in Eukaryota, Metazoa, Arthropoda, Insecta, Diptera, Culicidae. The transcript has 5 exons. Bases 83 to 1255 code for a protein of 390 amino acids. The record is from RefSeq and is a predicted model, not a curated record. Gene Ontology annotation, biological process: protein targeting to membrane; peptidyl-L-cysteine S-palmitoylation.